AUGUCACAUUCGAAGAAUGCUAAUAAAUUAACUGAUAAGUGUAUAAUAGACACUCCGAUUAAUGAUAGCAUAGAAGGUGAAGAUGAAUCAAUAGCUUGUAAUGCAUCAGAAAGCCGUACUUAUGCGGUGACAGUAUCGAAGAAAUCUUCAAGCUCAGGCGAAGAUGUGGCGCUAUGCGCGGGCCAAAAGUCAUUUAUAAGCAUCCAUUCGACAGACCACCUUUGUCAAGUGGCCGACAUCGAUAAUCCAGCAAAUAUAGAAGAUUGUAAUGUCGAAGUGUUAAGUUUGAAUGAGGUAUUUCCCUCAACUUCCGAAGAAAGCCUGUCAAAUGAUGAAGAUGCCCCUGUACCUAGAAAGAAAAAUAAAAACCGAGGAGCAAUACAAAAAUCGCAAUCUGAAAGUACUGGCAAGUCUCCUUAUGUGCCAACUAACAGUAAAUCGUCAACUAUGUCAGGGAGAGAAAAAGAGUCAUUGGAAGCACAAUCUUCAGUAUACUCAGAUUACAAUAUUCCGAAAAGUACUAUGUAUGUGAUAGGCAGUAACCCUGGAGAACCUAAAAUAUCUUAUCAAGAUCCUCCUAAAAAAAUAUCUAAGACGAUGAAGAAAUUCCUACGCAACAUUGACAAACAUAAGAAUGAACAAACUACGAAAAGCGGUGAAAAGGCAAUCAGUAAACUAACAACGAUGCGCGGAAUCCUGAAAGAUGGUAGAUGCGGACCCGAAUGCACUGGUGACUCUACAGCCCAAGAUACGGAUGACUAUACUGAGGACAUGUUGGCUUACCAAAUGGAGUGUGGACAAAAUCCAAAUUAUACGAAGCAUGGCCCAGACAAAAACGUGUCUUUUAAUACGCAAGUCGUGAUUAUUCACUUCACUGGCGAUCUCUGCGUUGGACAGAGCAUCGAAACUUUGAGCAAAGAAAAGGAUCAACAAGCACGUAACUCUGAACUUAGAAAAACAUAUCUAACGAAGUAUAAUGAACUUUGGCCCACGCAAAAAUAGUAGUCCUGCCUAUCAGUUGCAUGUAAUAUGUUUAAUUUUAUAUUUAUUUUGUACUAUUGUAUUAUUAACGUCGCGUUUUGUCUACGUUUAUUUAUUCGACAUUAACGAAACUGAUAACUG
Molecule: messenger RNA, 1122 nt
Organism: Zerene cesonia (dogface butterfly)
Lineage: Eukaryota; Metazoa; Arthropoda; Insecta; Lepidoptera; Pieridae
Exons: 5
Coding region: 1-1002 (333 amino acids)
Source: RefSeq, a predicted model, not a curated record